AAUGAUUGCCGCCUCCGAACCUCUGGAGUUUGUGCCACACGGCAGGACAGUGGUAACGAAACACCCUGGCAAAAUUUACAACAAAGGUCACAAUAAUUCUAUCUCUGAAAAUUCACUAUUAUACAAGUUAACUAACUUUGCUAUAAAAGAUGAGAGUCUAUUGGAAGUGAAGGAGGCAGAGGACAGGGAAUGGUGGACUGUCAGAGAAGUGUAUUCCAGGGAUGAACAGGAAAUUAAUGAUGACCCACCCAUGUCUUCGAAGGAGAAUAAAUAUGAUUAUGCAUCCGAGUCUUUUCGUCCCCCAAGCCGAGUCAAAAGUGACUUUAAUGCAUCAAUUAAAUCUGAGCUUUUGUGUGGUGCCAAGAAAAUGGAUACAGAAUGUUUUAAUUCAGCUGGACCAUCUAGAGGAAGCAGUGCAAAUAGCUCUAGUAAUAUGUCUAAAAAAUUUAAUCUAACCUCUGGUCAGUAUAAAAGUCCAAACAAAAGGCCCUUAAAUUUUAGAACUGAUUGCUCUUAUGAAGAGGAAUUAUAUGUCAAGGGGUGUACUGCUGUUUGGUCGAAAGGCCUAAUAUCCACACCUGCUACAAAACUCUCUGCGUCUGAACACAGAGAAACAAUUUGUUGUUAUACUUUGGAAAACCCUAUAAAACAUGCACAUUUUUGUAAUUUUCAUGUAAACAUCAAUAAUACAAUGCUAAUUGAUGCAUUAAAUUCACAAAUAGGGGAUAUCAAGAAAAACAUCAAAAUUGAAGAUACUACUGAACAUAUUCAGACUAAAGUAAUUUCUACUAUUCUCUUAAUGGAUAACAAAUGUAUGAGAGUAUUUGGAACUGAUGGUCGGGAAUAUAUAAACAGUGUACCAUUUCAAGUUAAAAAAAUAUGGCCAAUGAAAUAUGGUGUCUUACUAGAAAAAGAAGCAACACCUUUAAUUCAAAAUUCUUUAUUAGCAAAUUCUUUUUUUAAACUGAAUGAAUCUCAUAACAACAGUACAUUUUCAAGAUCAAAAUCAAACUUUCCAUUCAACAUGAGCGCAAAAUUACGUGCGGAAUCCAUAUCAGGUUAUGAACAUGAUGUUCCACUACCUACAUGUUUCUCUUUAUCCCAUCCGUUGGAUGAAGUAACUCCUAUAUUAAUGAAGUCAUCACAUGGUUUGCAAUACUACACUGAUGGAGAUUGGCAAAUAAUAUUUGUGAGUUCAAACCCAAGUAUUGUCCUUUUAUAUGACUGGAAAAUAGCUACACACUCUUUGUGGAAAAUUCGCAAAGCACUUCGGGAGGAAUGUUUGACUAUGUGUCCAAAUUUAAAUUCUACUACAGGAGUAUUUAGUCAGUCAUGCGAUUUUGUGGGUAGUCCAAUGCAUAGCAAUGUGGGACGAAAUGCUACGAGUUGGAUUACUGGAAUUGGGAGUCCUUAUCACUCUAAGAGAGGUCCUAGCACACCUACUCACUCCCAUUCACGUUUGAAUAGUCCAAUGGCCAGUAUUUUUCAUCAGCAAGGUAUGUCGCCGCAUGCAUCUAUAGGCCAAGCUUCAUCAGUAUCAAUGAUGCCCCAUGCUGUGGCUCAAACGCCGCCAUCGUUGCCUUUAUAUCCUGAUAUAUGUUUAGAUCAUAUAUGGACUGACAGUCAGUCAAUUCGAAGAGAUCCUAUAGAAUCCCAGUCUGAUAUAAAAACAUUUCUGCAUACGGAUUUAGUUGGACAUGAUUACUUAUGUUGCAUGAUAAAAGUUAAUGGUGUAAGUCGACUUCAGAUUAUAAGAUUACAGAAAUCACACUCCCAUGGACAGUCGACCAAGAGCAAUAUCAUUGUGGGUUCUAUAUCAUCAGUUUAUGCGAAGGACGCGGUUGUGUUAGAUAAUUUGAAAAUGAUCGCAUUGAUUGAUGAAUCUGGCAAUAUAAUUUUACAGUCAGGAAACAGUUUUGUUGGCAAGGUACAUGUUGGCGGCGUAUUGGCGCGUCUAAUAGACUCUCCUUAUACUAAACGUUCUACAUUCCAAUCGCCAUUCCCAAGGCGCAGCAGUUUGUUACCAAGCCGUUGCACUGACGCGAAUUUUGACGAUUCAGCUUUACAUCUCCUAUCACCGGUCCCUCACAGUUCUGUUUCGAGGAUCGAACAAAAAGAAACUUUAGGAUUAAGUGGUCUCUGUGAUCCGGCCGGUUCUCGCGUCACGCUACAAUUCGGCGCGGAUGGCGCGGAAGGCCUUUACCGUAUUUCGUUGCCCGCGCUCGCCUGCGCCACGCUUGUAGCGCGCUGUUGUGACGCACUCAGAGCCAUCUUGCCCAAAGAUAUCGGCAUGCUGGUUAUAAUAAAAUGGUAUGGAGUUCGAAAUGCACCUGGUACUCAAGAUCUAACUCCCGAACAAGAAUGGUCAAUGUUUUCUAACCUCCUCUUUGCACUAAUUGGAUAUGAUGUCGAAAGAUUAACCCAAACCAAACAGAAUGAUGAUCAAGUUGAACAUGCAGAGGUGGCAACCAAAAAGCAAAGAACCUCUAGUGAUGGAACACAUGAAGAUUGGGAAUAUUUGUUGAACACUAAAAUGCAUAAAGUAAUCGGAAACUCUUUAGUGUCAACAUUACACUUACAUCCCAUCCAGAACUCAGAAGGCAGACAAACAAGAAAUUCAAAAUCAAAAAAUAAUGUGGAGAUGGAGAAAUGUGCGCAGUUCAAUAUAAAUUCAUUGCUUUUUCCAUAUACUGUUCAAGUGCUAUAUGCUUUCCAUUUGGUAUAUGAAGAGAUAAAACUAAACACACUAUUGUGGGCCUAUUUAAAACCCUUAUCCAGCUUCUUAUAUCAAAUAUCGAGAGAUUUGAGAUUAGACAGAUAUGUCAAUCACUAUUGGUUAGAUUUUCCUACAGAGUACAAUAUAGAUUAUGAUCAAACAGAUUCACAGAUGUCCGAUCUAGUAUUGAGUAAGCUUUGUCCACCAUCAUAUUUUAAUCAGGAACCACCAAAUGUGUUUAGCUACUUGAACUCAAUGUUAAGGGAUAUCGAUGUCGGAUACUACCCUCAUCUCAUCGACGUCAAUAACAUGUCGAGAAACAUUAUUGAGGUGCUGACAAUAGUGGAGUACGGUCGCAACGGCGGCGUACAGACGAUGUCGGGGCGCGACGCCGUGGGCGCCAGCAGCACGCCGCGCGGCCGCGCGCCCGCCGCCGCCCGCCCCCACCCCCACCCCCACCGCCCCCACCGCCACGCCGUGCGCGCCCUCUGCGACCGGGGUAUAACAUUACGGGACAUUGAUAACCUACCUCCAGCCAUUGGUCUCCUGAUGUUAACAAUAUUCAGUCGGUGCAAAAGUGAACCACCUGUGGAUUGGCCACAAGAGGCUUACAAACUCGUGAUGAGGGAGGAUCUAUCACAACAAGCUGAAAUUGCUGAAACUAUUAAAUCAACUUCGGAAUAUAUGGAGACUUUAGCACUGGAAGUUCUCGAGAAAGAGACGGCAUAUUCACUGAACACAAACGCCAUGGAUGAACAUGUAAAUACCAAGAGUGAAGACAAUGAAACUAUAACCGGUAUGGAACAUCUCAACUCAAGACUCCUUGCUCUGCUUUACCCAAGAGACCACAGGAUGACUGAAGUAUUCAAUUUAUUGCAAUCUUCAAUACCGGUUACUAUCAAUUUGACACAAAGACCAGAAGUAUCAGACCACGACUUCAUUGAAGAACAAGAGAAAUAUCUUUUUGCUAUAAGUACUCGUACAAUGGCUCUACCAAUUGCAAGGGGCAUGGUGUCGGUGCGCACGGCGCCGUGCUCGCCGACGGAGCCGGUGGGCGUGCCGCGGCUGUGCGUGGCGGGGCGCGGGCCGCCGCCGCGGUGUCCUCCGGUGAGCCUGCCGGCCGCGGAGGCGUCGCCGCACUGCCUGCUGUGGCCGUCCUUCCACAACGGCGUCGCCGCCGGGCUCGCGCUCGUGCCCAUGACCGGCGCCAGCAUAGAUUCCAGCUGGAUCAUUUAUAACAAGCCCAGGGGUACGACAGAAAUGUCCACAGAACAUGCCGGGUUUCUAAUGGCGUUGGGCCUCAACGGUCAUUUGCGUGAUAUGCCUUUCAUGAACAUGUACGAGUAUUUGGUCAAAUGCCACGAGAUGAUCAGCAUCGGCUUGCUACUGGGACUCGCUGCUACAUACAGAGGAACCAUGGACGUUCAAGCAACAAAAAUGAUGAGCAUCCAUUUAGAACCGUUACUGCCUCCAACGUCGAUUGAGUUAGACAUCCAGCAGAAUAUCCUUGUAGCAGCACUACUAGGUGUCGGUCUUAUCUAUCAGGACACUGGACACACACAUUAUGCGCAAGUACUACUUAAUGAAAUUGGUAAACCGCCGGGCCCCGAGAUGGAGAACUGCGUGGAACGUGAGGGCUACGCGCUGGCGGCCGGGCUAGCGUUGGGCAUGGUGUGCGUUCGGUCUGGCAGCCGCGCGCCCGCACACGUAGCUCGUCGUCUCCGUACCUACAUGCUCGGCGGCGACAAACUACCUCUCACAGGCGCGCAGAAAGAGAAAUACAAGCAAGGGUCGUUCGCGAUCCGCGAGGGCUCGACCGUGAACUUGGACGUGACGUCGCCUGGCGCGACGCUGGCGCUGGGCCUGAUGUACAUGCGGUCGGGCUGCGCCGCGCCCGCCGCCUGGCUGCAGGCGCCGCGCACCGCCUACCAGCUCGACUUCGUGCGCCCCGACCUCCUCAUGCUGCGCAUCAUAGCCAGAGGACUAGUAUUAUGGGACAGUAUCGAAGCAAGUGAAGAAUGGAUCGAAGAUCAAGUACCGUCAACAAUAAAACCUUAUUGUUUUGUGAAGCCCACAGACGAUACUAUUGAUUAUGAAGCAAUGAACCAGGCGUACUGCAACAUAAUAGCGGGUGCGUGCUUCGCAAUGGGCCUGCGGUUUGCUGGAUCGGGCGAUGAGGACGCUCGCGAUGCGGUGCUGCACUUCGCGCGGCUGUUCCUCACGCUCGCUGGGAAAAGUAUCGCCGAGCUCGCUGGCCGGUCUACCCUCGAGACCUGCCUUUGCGUGUGUCUGCUAGCUGCUGGAAUGAUAAUGGCGGGUCGCGGCGAUAUGUCAGUGUUACGAGUAUGCCGGCGACUUCGCGCGCGCCUGCCGGCCGCCGCACCGCCCGCUGCGGGCCGCGCCGCCACCGCCGCGCCCGCGCUCACACACGGCGGCCAGAUGGCAGUUCAUUGUACUAUUGGACUAUUGUUUUUGGGAGGAGGUCGGGCAACAUUGAGCACUACUCCUACCGCAAUAGCGGCAUUGCUAGCCGCCUUUUUCCCCAAGUUUCCGACACACAGCGAGGACAAUAGGUACCAUUUGCAGGCCUUCAGACAUCUAUAUGUGUUAGCUGUAGAAGCUAGACUUAUAUUGCCACGUGAUCUUAGUACCGGGAAACUGUGCUAUGCUAAUAUACAGGUGAUAGAUCUUGAGGGUGCUGUGAAGGAAAUGAAGGCGCCGUGUAUUAUACCCGAAUUGGAUAAACUGAAGGAGGUCAAAAUCAACGACCCGAGGUACUGGCCUAUGACGUUCCAGAGAGACCGCAAUUGGGAUGUGUUAAAGACGUUCCUUGAUUACACAUGGUGUAUUGACAUAAAACAACGCGCCGGAUGUCUGUCAUACCUCGACGACCCUCAAGGCUUUCUCACCAUAUUGGCACAAACAUUAACACUGGACAAAUCGAAUAUUUGGUCAGCAACUCCCGAAAACAUUGAUUUAUUCUCGAACGACGAGCAAAUCCGGAACUUUAUCAAACAUUAUUUAAUCAAAAGCAAGGACACUGCUUCAAAUAUUUGUGGGGACUGUUUGUUGAUAUCGAAAAAGCGGAAAGGUUUAAAGAAUGAGCCGUUUAUGGCGAAACAGUGUCAGUGCAGGAGAUACAGCAAGGAGGAACAGGAACAUGCGCAAGCGCUCAGUAUGGUCACCUAUGAAUGUGUUGUCAAAGACAUAUUAUGUGCUUUGCCUAUAUGGACGACAUUUUUAAAGAUAAUAAAAACAAUGAAAACAGACCCAUCAUCCUAUCACAUAUGGCAAAUUAAACUACUGUUAUCACAAGUGGAAAAUCACAAUAGGAAAUCAAUGAAUGAAAUGAAAGUAGACGGGCAAGACGUGAUAAACGAACCUCUCAUAUCAACUGAGUUCACGCUGGCCAUUAAACAGAAGGUGUCCAACAUCUUUGAUAGUUGGGAAGAAAAGAUCACACCCUACCUGAGAAAAUAUCUAGGUUUGCCGAGUAGUAGGAGAAUUAAUGCUUUUCCAGAAGAAAUGAAGAAGAUAUUAAGCGCUUUCGUAAUAUAUAAUGAUUUGCCUAAAGGCGUAUUGAAUAGCUUUGUCAGUGAUAACGACUUAGAAGUGUUGCUAGGUCUUGAGAAGCAUAAUUUAAGUGCGGAAGCUGUGAGCAAAAUCGAAGCUCUGCUUAGAUGAUUGAGGUCCCUUUCUAGUGGCUAUGUGACACGAUCGAGAUGUCACGGAGACUGUGUUCAUGAUUGGUGUUGUUAGUUCGUCUUAGCUAAAUGUUGUUACUGUUAUUUAAUAGUUUCAAUUAAUUAAAGAUACUUUAUGUUUAUAUAAAUAAAUACAAGAAUAUAUGAGGCUAUUGAAGCACGAGUACUAUUAAAAAGUGUUAUUUAUAUAAUUGGAAUAACUAACAACAUUACAGUCUGUGGUAAACGUCACAUAAAAAGAUGAACAGCAUGGAUAUCACGUUAUCUUGUGACGCCCGUAGCACCACUUGUGCAGAUUAUUCCUAAAUAUCUAAAAUAUAUACCGAAACACAUGUUGUAAUGCGAGCUGUUUGGCAGUAUAAUAACUAACACAAAAAGACAUAGGUACAAAGUUUGUCCGUAAAGUUUACAAUAUCAUAAUAUAUACUAUGUAUACCUAGUAUUUAUAUACCUAUAAAUUUGUGACAUCGUGUGAAUUUUUCGGGUUCGACCUGUAUUUCUUAAUCAAACAGUCUUUUAUAUAUGAUCUACAAAAAUAAGUCAAUAAAUCUAAAUGUUUAAAAACUUUAGAAUACGCAUGCUAUCGGUACGUGAUAUCAAUUGAAUCAUACGUCAUUCUGUCACGGAAAGUUUAGAUUAUGUUUCGACUUCAGUUUUGACGUCUUUAUUAUAAAAGAUGCUCGUACAUAUUAAUCUUUCUAAUAUUAUAUAUGCAAAGUUUCAGAGUAUGGACGAAUGACUGUUUGUUACUCUUUUACUUAACUUCAAAAACUUUACAGUAAUAUAACAUAUACAUCGGAAUAAAUAUGAUAGUAUGUAAAUUCUAAUAAUAUGCACGAUUAUCCUUUAUAUUAAGACACACAGUCAUAAAAAGGGAUCAGAUAUUUCAACUGAGUAUUUUAAACAUUAGAAUCUAUCUACGCCUUACGAAUAUCAUCGCGUCCGUAACUGACCUAUGGCAAUAUGGCUUUGACGUGACCAAUCCGUGUAACUAUUAUUAUGCGCACUAUCUUAUUGUGAUUUACUGAUUAAGCAAGUUACGCAUACUUGUUUUCGUUUCUUUGUAUAUCUUAUUAUUGUGUUGUUUUUUUAUUAGUGAGGAUAUAUAAUAUUAUUAAUAAUAGACUUACAACGGUUGUUGGUUGGGAAUUAAAUUUCUUGAUAUUAUUAUUCUUUGUAUAAUAAUAGUUAACAUAUCUAUCAGUAAUUAAAUAUUUACUAUUAGGAAUUCUAAUUGAAUCUGUUAAUUGUAAAUACCUAACUGGUAUGUAUGUAAAUUUUUAUCUAUCUAUCUAUCUAUCUAUGUACAUAUACGAUAGAUUACAUACAUAUCUUGUUUCGUAUAAAUGUGUACAAAUAGUAUGUAUAAUAAAUUAUAAGAAAGAUUGGUAACUGAUAAGGUAAUAUAACGUACUAGAACACUUAUAUAUUUUACUUAUUAGUAUGAGUACUGGUCUGUUCAGGUUGGCCAUUGAUUAGACUAUUUCCUUUAGACAAAAUUGCAAUAGCAUAUGUUGGUGGUCACUCAAUUCUCCCUAAUUAAAUUAAAAACAUGUUCAUUUCAAAAGAAUAAGAGCCGAGUUUCUUGUCUGUACUUAGAUCGAAAGCACUCCAAACUGACGGUAGAUUGCAAUAGACUACCAUAAAUUAAUAUAUUUUGUAUUAAUUAAUUCAGCCGACAGUUGCGUGCUAGCAUUCAAGAUCAUUAUUAAGUAUUAUAACACAAUAUCUUUGUGUCAUAAUGGCCUGGUAAACAAGUAUGAUGUUUUUUUUCUUUUAUUCAAAACAUUAAUGGGCUGCCUCUAUAACUAUAAAUAAAUAUAGACCUUUAUAACCAGGUGGACCGUAGGCUGAUUGACAGCCUUGUUGUCAAAAAUUAAAUGAGUAAAGUGCAAAGCAUAUUUUAAUUAAUAAUGCAUGUAGAAAUUAAUAACUAAAUGGAACAAUAUUUGGAACGUAUUAAUCUAUUUUUAUACGAUAUAUUUUAUCAAUUGCUAACAAAUAUUAUUAGCGGUUUUAUUCAUUAUAUGUUAGGUAUGUGGACGGAGGCUUUAUGUGUAUGUUCUACAUAAAAUAUCAAUAGUAUGUAGGUAUCUAUUAAAAUGGUAAAAACAUUUUUUAUGUAAAUAUACCUUUGUUGUAUACAAAUAAUGAUUACUUUAAGGAUUAGAUAGAUUAAUAUCUAUCAUCAUGUUAUCAAUGUUAAAUAAGCUACUUAUUUAUUGCUAGUCGUCUGCCAAACCUACUAUAAUUUAAAAAAAGUACCAUACAUUUUGAUACUUACAUAGUUAUUUUUAUUCCAUGGAAUAACUGUGGAACUUAAAUGUUCUUAGAAAAAAAGAUUUGUAAGCUAAUGAUAUCAAUUUCACAUGAGUAUAGAAAAGAAAUAUCUGUACAUACAUACAAAGCUAUAUACAUAUAAUUGUCUUACUGCAGUCUCUCUAGAUAAUUGCACCACACUGAAGGUUGUUGUUUCGUUCUAACUUAUACAUGUGGUGUGUGUCGUGUUGUGUGAUGUAUGUUUCUUAAGUAGAUAGGUUUGUGUUCAUAUAAGUACAUUCAUAUUUCAUACUCAAUUAUAGUUAUAAAAUUUAACUUCAUUGUACAGUAAUUGUUUAAUGUAAUGUGUCAUUGCCAUUUUAAGUAUGAGUUUAGAUUGUUAGUUGAGCGUUGUGAUAUUUUACUUUGUGUCGAAAUGAGGCACCGUAAAUAUAAACCAAAUAAUAACAAUGAAGUUAUUUUAUUAUGUGGAAACCUGUAAACUAUAUCGGAUUAAUUUUUCCUGGAGAAGAAAAUUUUCUUUUUUUGUAAUUAAAUAAAAAUUUAUAAUAUGGUUAAAUAAUUUGUUUAAUGUUUCUGUUUCUAAUUCUUAAUUGUAUCAACUCUUUUAUUUUGUAAGAUUAUUACUGUUAUCGCAAUUUGCGCUGUCUACUGAUGAAAUGUGACGAUUAUAUGUUUAAUUAUAAUGCAUUAUGCAUGUAGUAUUACUAUAAUACUUUUGAUCUUAUCUAGAAUACUGUAAAGGACUAACCUCAAAUUAUAUUACAAAGGUAAAUGAUACAUAAAAUUACUAAUGAAGUUGUAGCCAUCUUUUUUUAAUGAUAUUUCUCAUAAUCAUUUAACAUACAUUAAUAUUUAUAUGUUACCUUCUCAUUAUGGUUCGAACACUAUACGAACAUUUCAUUUAUUACUACAUUAGUUUUGACUUUAGUUAAAUUAUGUAUGAUUAAUGAGAGCAUUGUUGCCUAGUGGUUUAUUACCUGAAUUACACCCAAGAGGUAGUGAGUUCAAACUGGGCCAACAAAAAAAAAUGCGCACAUGUCACGUGUUGCGUUCACAACAGGCCUUUGACUAGUCCAUCUGAGACACCAGUCGAAGGAGUCAUAUGUCCAUAUAUGAUUAAUCAUCUCAGAAAUCUUUAAUUUGUGUAUAUAAAUAUAGCAAAAUUGUUAAUUGUUUACAUAUUAAUAAUAAUAACAGUAAUUGUAUA
Molecule: messenger RNA, 9910 nt
Organism: Achroia grisella
Lineage: Eukaryota; Metazoa; Arthropoda; Insecta; Lepidoptera; Pyralidae
Gene: shtd
Product: anaphase-promoting complex subunit 1
Exons: 24
Coding region: 2-6400 (2132 amino acids)
Biological process (GO): anaphase-promoting complex-dependent catabolic process; metaphase/anaphase transition of mitotic cell cycle; protein K11-linked ubiquitination
Cellular component (GO): anaphase-promoting complex
Molecular function (GO): molecular adaptor activity
Source: RefSeq, a predicted model, not a curated record